CCGCGGCCGCUCCGCCGCCGCCCCAGCGGCAUGGUCGCGCCCGCCCCGCGCCGCCGCCGCCCCGCGCCCCGCGGAAGAUGGAGGGGCACGUCCUAGGCUGGAUCGUCCUGCUGUGGCUCGCAGCUGAGAUGGAGGGGCUACAAGUCACUGUGCCUGAGAAGAAGAAGGUGGCCAUGUUGUUUCAGCCUGCUCUGCUUCGCUGCCAUUUCUCUACGUCUUCCACCCAACCAGCUGUGGUACAGUGGAGGUUUAAAUCUUACUGCCAGGACCGGAUGGGAGAAGCUUUGGGUAUGGCAACUUCUGGCUUACAAACAAUGAGCAAGAGGAACCUGGACUGGGAUCCCUACCUAGACUGUGUGGACAGCAGGAGGACGGUCCGUGUCGUGGCUUCCAAACAAGGAUCUGCCGUCACGAUAGGAGACUUCUAUAAGGAAAGAGAUGUCAGCAUUGUCCACGAUGCAGACCUUCAGAUCGGGAAGCUGAUGUGGGGAGACAGUGGGCUCUAUUACUGCCUUAUUAUCACACCUGAUGAUGUGGAGGGCAAGAAUGAAGAGUCGGUGGAGCUGCUUGUACUUGGCAGGACAGGGCUGCUUGCUGAUCUCUUGCCCAGUUUUGCUGUGGAGAUUAUGCCAGAAUGGGUCUUUGUGGGCCUAGUGAUCCUUGGGGCGUUCCUGUUCUUUCUCCUGGUUGGGAUCUGUUGGUGCCAGUGCUGCCCACACAGCUGCUGCUGCUACGUCCGCCUCCCCUGCUGUCCUGAGUCCUGCUGCUGUCCCCGGGCGCUGUAUGAAGCAGGCAAGGCAGCAAAAGCUGGAUACCCUCCCGUGAUCUCCUCCAUGCCAGGUCCAUACUACAUCCCCACUGUUCCUGUAGCUGGUGUACCAUCUCCUGCUGUGCUGAUGGAUAAGUCGCACCCCCCUCCCUUAGCCCCGAGCGAGUCCAGCGGAGGAAGCCAAAAUGCAGUGCGCAAAGGAUACAGAAUCCAGACCGACAAGGAAAGGGACUCCAUGAAGGUGCUGUACUAUGUCGAGAAAGAACUGGCUCAGUUUGAUCCAGCUAGGAGGAUGCGAGAACGAUAUAACAACACCAUCUCUGAACUCAGCUCUUUGCAUGAGGAGGAAUUGAACUUCCGGCAGCCCUACCGCCAAGCGCGAAGGAAACCUCUUCCUCCUGCAGGGGACCUGGAUGGGGAUGCUGAAUACUGGGCAGGAGUGAUUGGUGGGGGUAGCACAUCAAGGUCACAGGCUGUCCCUGAUUACAGAGAUGAGAGGGACAGUUUCCGGCACAGCCAGCAGAGAUCCAAGUCUGAGAUGCUGUCUCGUAAGAGUUUCUCUGUAGGAGUGCCGGCUGUCUCUAUGGACGAGCUGGCAGCCUUUGCAGAGUCCUACAGCCAGCGGACCCGGCGAGCGGACAGUCAGGAAACUCGGCGUUUUGAGCGGUCAGAGUCGCAUGGUGGCCGAGGUGGAGGGCUGCCCCACCAGGACAGCUCCAUGGAGGAGUACUACACCAAGCGUAGCAGAGGGAACCGAGAGCCACUGACGGACUCGGAUCGAGGCUGGUCAUAUAGCCCACCCCGGAGACGGGCCCAUGAGGAGAAGCAUCUGCCCAGGCUGGUGAGCCGGACACCUGGAGGGAGCCAGAAGUACGAUCACUCCUACCUCAGCAGCGUCUUGGAGAGGAAGUCUCGGAGCUAUGAUGAGAGUGGUGACCGUUGUGAAACCCCCUCAAAGCUCAGCUCGCAACCCAGCCAGAGAGGAGGGGGAACCUAUUAUGCCUGGUCACCACCCUCUACCUACAAACCCGAGAAGCCACAGCAGCAGUCACAGCAGCCGCCACCACCACCUCAGCAGGAGGAAGGAGAGGAUACCCUGCCCCCAUAUAGUGAGAGAGAGCUGAGCCGAGGCCCUUCAUACAGAGCCAGGGAGCAGGCCUACCUCAACGCCUCUGAUAAGAAGAGGAAAAAGGAGCCCAAGAAGACAAACGAUUUCCCCACGAGGAUGUCCCUUGUGGUUUGAAGUUGUUGUGGACAUGUCAUGUUGAUGGGCUGGAUACCAUGAGGUGACUGCGGUGGAAAAGAUACAGACCAACAAGCAAAACAGGCCCCUGUGAACCUUCACAGCUACCAGCCAUAGACUUCUCAUUUCAAUUGUUUGUUUCAUCACGGAAGCAGAGGCUUUCAUGAGAGACAGGUUCCUGUGAACAGCACUCGAUCUCAGAGACUCUGGGAGUCUGCCAGGAAAAGGAGGCCAAGGCUCUCUUUGGCACCCUGCUCCUCAGUGCCCACUAUUCUGUGCUGGAAGGCAGCCACGUCCAUACUAUUCCCACAUCCCUGAACUACAAGCGAGACUGUCUUUGUACCUCUUGCCCUGUCUUACACGCAGAGAGAGGCCUGUCUGCAUACCUCUCGCUCUCACUCUCUCUUCUCUUCUCUAUUUGGAUCAAAAUUGUCUCCAUACUUAGAGCCUUUUCUGUAUCAUCCUCAUGCUGUGAGGAGGCCUUGUUCUAACAGCUGCAGACUGCCUCCAGUUGAUCAGGCCCUAAAUCUUGAAAGAAAAUCUACAUCCUUUCAGAUACUGUAGAAAAAGACUGAUGAGGUGUUACUUUGGCAAGGGCUGAACAGAGAGAGAGAGACAAGUAUGGGCUGGUUUGUUCAAUAUAUUUAGUUCUGUUCAUACUGUGAUGAGAGUUGCAAGUGAGAUUGAUGUAUUGUUUUGAAAGUGGAUCAAAGUAGCUUUUAUUGUGAUGAGAGCAUGAUAUGUUUCCCCCCCACCCCCGCCCAACUGUGAUUUGUUUUGAGACAGUUGCAUUUCCUUGCAGCUGAGCUAUGACCCUGUAGAGCUUCGAGCUGGAAUAUUUACUCCAUCGUAUCAUAGGCAGUGCUCUAGCUUUGCUGGCAUUCUGCUUCCAGCGCCACCAGACCUCUCUGCAUAGUGGGCUUUUUGUUUUAGAGAAGCAAAAACGAGAAAGUUGUGAUGAGGAGAAAGCUGCAGAUCUUCGUUCUGUGCUAUUGGAUUACUCCUUUCUGGUCAUUGGUCCAAGACAUCGAACAGAGCAGUAACCAUAAUGGAGAAAUAAUUAACACUGUGGAUGCACACAAGCUUUGAAAGUUACCUCUUUCAGUUACAACCAUUUCAUUCACUUCAGUUGUGACAUGAUUUUAGUGGCUGUUGUCUCAGGAACAGCUGAAUUUAGAAGUGAGUGCUUCACACCAUCUGCAAGCCUGACAUUCUGGUUUUCAAAGGGUAUAAUGCAGUUGUUCCUUUAAUUUUUAGCUGCUAAAUUAGAAUGAAAUCCAUGUGAAGGAAGAUGAUCAGAAUGUGAAUUUAAUGUCCAGCAUCUUAAUUCCUAUUAGGCCUAGAAACAAGUUAGCACCUUAUUAUGUUACAGACAUUGUAAGUCUCUGAAAUGCCAUCUCUCUUGUUACUCUGGAAAUUUGGGAGCUAACUGGCCUCAAAUUUGUUAGGUGCUCACUCUAGCAUUACUGUUUUGAACACUGCAUUUAUUAACAUAGCUGCAGUUCUCCAUAAAAAUUAGAUUCAUUUCUGUGUUACUCCUUUGCCAUAUUAGUUCAACAGGAGUGGAUUGAGGGAGAGGAAGAAUAAUCUCCAAGGAAUUGAUGACAUCAUUACUAUUUUCAUGCUUGAAGGUGAAUGGGUAUGAGGCUUUCUUCUCCUCCCAUGCUUCUCUAGUGAUGAGUGUAGUUUUGUAAAGCCCAGUCUGGGGUCUUCCUGGCCAGAGAAGAGUUAGCUUGGAGGGGCAUACUAUAUCUGGGUCUGUCUGCCUGUUUUAUGGCUGGAGAGAAUAAAUUGUAAGUAUUUUCAUCUUUUCUCAUCUUUAAUAUAUGUUUCCAGGAAAUCAUAGCACAGUUAAGUAAAGGCUGGGAGGGUGGUUUCCAUCUGUGGUCUCUAAGGCCAUAGUAAGUCUACAAAGCUACAUUAUAUGUUAUUUUAAAUUAAACAUUUCACACCAGACAUAUGAUGAUACUGGCACACAAAAAGUAUUGACAUACUGUUAGUCUGAAAACUCUGGGAACAUGAAUUUAAAGGGACUUUAUACUGCCAUAUCCUUUCCAUCAGACAUCCAGCAGACCCAGGAUGCAUUUUACGUGGAGAUUUGAAAGUGCUGCUGCAACAAUGACUAUGUCAGAGUGGGGCCAAAACAGUGAUUUAAAGGUCUCUGGAGACCUGUAUCUUUUAAAUCAUUUUGAAAGCCAGAGCUUUCAAAAUCAGCCUCUUACCUCAGUUGUGUCAUCCUUUAUUUGAGUCAUUGUACAGUUUAUUUGAGCAAGCCCUCAGGAAUAAGCUGUAUGUAUUAAAAAUACAAUCCUUCUCCUCAUUUAUUUGAAUGAGUUUUGUUUGCUUGAUGCUGAUAUUUUAGGGCAUUUGGACACUAAGUGUAGGAAGUUGCCAUUUUAUUUAUCUCGUUUAUAAAAAGGUAGUCAUAAGUGAAAUCUUUUAAGAAAACUAUUUUAACUGUUCAUUAAAACUGUCCAACAUUUUGCUUGAAUCCAAGUACCUAGAAAAGUAUUGAAGAUUUUGAUGAAGACAGAAUUAUCUUUUGACUAGUGGUUCUACAGAUUUUACCAGCUGAACAAAAAUUUCAGCCUCAAGAAAAGAGCAGAUCCAGACAGCAGCCAUCACUUGGCUCUGCUCGUAGUCUAGAAUCUUAGAUUUCUCAAAUACUUAUCAGUGGAUUCAUAUCUUCCUAUACAAGUCUGAGGGAAUUUUCAGUUACUGAUGUCUGUCCUCAAGCUAUCCUUAUUUUUCCCAUUAGAAAUGUCUCUGCAGCAGCACCAAGUGGAGCAAAUCAGAAAAUGAGGGACUUAGGGACUUAUAGCUAAAUCACCCUGAUGACCCAAGACUUGUGUAAGCAGCAGAGAGAGGCACAGUAAGCCAGAGGUUGAUAGAGAAACUGUGAAGAUACAGUUGUUUCAGACAAGAAGUAAUGGUAGGUCUGUGUCUGCACCAUAUUUUAGAGCACUUGCAGAACACUGGCACUGGUGAAUAACAAGCCUGAUUAUUGCAUUUAAUGUGACGGUGACAGGAUCUCCAACUAUAAAUUUUCCAGUGACCAAUUUUUAUUGCUGGCACAAAAUUAAAAUCCUUUUCAUACAGGAUAUGGAUGUCUGAGUCGUAUCAGGGACACAGAUGCUUUUGUAGCCUUAAAAUAAAGCAUCACAACUGUGACUAGCUGAGAAGACAAACGAGACGAUGAGUGAAUUCUGUAGAAAAACAUACGAGCUCUUAGAGGAACAGUGGGAUCAAGCAUCAGCAGUAAAUCUAGUUGUGCUGUCAAAAAUGUGAUCCGGGCUGCUGAAAAAAUUUGACAAAAUGGGAAAAUAAAUAGCAACAAUAAUGACUUUUCAAUAAUCCCAGUAUUCCUUUAAAGUACACUGUAGAAUUUCCAGGGGGUGGCUUUAGUAGGAUUAUCCUCAGACCACUGAAAUAGAAAAUUAACUAGUAUUUGGAAUACAUGUAAACUUUGGGAAACUCCCAACUUACAUCACCUGAGACAGAGAGCCAGAAGAAUUCAAGUCUUUGUGCUGGCGUAUAAUAGAGGAAAGGGAACUGACACUGUAAAAUAAACAUCUUAGCCGUUGUAGUUGUUCCAUCAGCAACAUGCCUCAGGCCCGCCUCACCUUCUGUGUAGCCAGCACUGACAGCUGUGUGUGCUGAGGCUUCCUGAAACCAGUACCAGCUCCUGGUCUGACAUGUGAGUCCCUCAGCAGUGCUAUGAUGAACUGUGGUUUUAACUGUGUGCCUUUGUGGGUAGCUGCUGCCUGUGGAUCAGCAGGCACACUGCUCUCCUUGCUUUUUCCAACAAGCCUGCUCUAGGUAAGCAAUACCUGAUACAACCAUUACAAAAAUAAGACAACUGGUUUUGUGAUCACUAAGGAGAAAGC
This is a messenger RNA of Dromaius novaehollandiae (emu), 5899 nucleotides long. It is a transcript of the gene ILDR2, whose product is annotated as immunoglobulin like domain containing receptor 2. The record is from RefSeq and is a predicted model, not a curated record. Gene Ontology annotation, biological process: pancreas development. The coding region runs from base 78 to 2012 and encodes 644 amino acids. The transcript is spliced from 10 exons. NCBI's taxonomy places the organism in Eukaryota, Metazoa, Chordata, Aves, Casuariiformes, Dromaiidae. Gene Ontology annotation, cellular component: membrane.